Molecule: messenger RNA, 2015 nt
Organism: Microtus ochrogaster (prairie vole)
Lineage: Eukaryota; Metazoa; Chordata; Mammalia; Rodentia; Cricetidae
Gene: Irf2
Product: interferon regulatory factor 2
Biological process (GO): regulation of transcription by RNA polymerase II; immune system process
Cellular component (GO): nucleus
Molecular function (GO): RNA polymerase II cis-regulatory region sequence-specific DNA binding; DNA-binding transcription factor activity, RNA polymerase II-specific
Source: RefSeq, a predicted model, not a curated record
UCCUUGUUUUGCUUUCGAUCUGGACUGUUCUCAGGCAAGCCGGGGAGUAACUUUUAGUUUUGCUCCUGCGAUUAUUCAACUGACGGGCUUUCAUUUCCAUUUUACACACCCUAACAACACUUACACCUUGCGGGAUUGUAUUGGUAGCGUGAAAAAAAGCACACUGAGAGGGUACCAUGCCGGUGGAAAGGAUGCGAAUGCGCCCAUGGCUGGAGGAACAGAUAAAUUCAAAUACGAUACCGGGGUUAAAGUGGCUGAAUAAGGAAAAGAAGAUUUUCCAGAUCCCCUGGAUGCAUGCAGCUAGACACGGGUGGGACGUGGAAAAAGAUGCGCCACUCUUCAGAAACUGGGCCAUCCACACAGGAAAGCAUCAGCCAGGAGUAGAUAAACCUGAUCCAAAAACAUGGAAAGCAAAUUUCCGAUGUGCCAUGAAUUCCUUGCCUGAUAUCGAAGAAGUGAAAGAUAGAAGUAUAAAGAAAGGAAACAAUGCCUUCAGAGUGUACCGGAUGUUGCCCUUAUCUGAACGGCCUUCCAAGAAAGGAAAGAAACCAAAGACGGAGAAAGAAGAGCGAGUUAAACACAUCAAGCAAGAACCAGUUGAGUCAUCUUUGGGGCUUAGUAAUGGAGUAAGUGACCUUUCUCCUGAGUAUGCGGUCCUGACUUCAGCUAUAAAAAAUGAAGUGGAUAGUACGGUGAACAUCAUAGUUGUAGGACAGUCCCACCUGGACAGUACCAUUGAAGAUCAAGAGAUUGUCACCAAUCCGCCAGACAUCUGCCAAGUUGUGGAAGUGACCACGGAGAGCGAUGAGCAGCCAGUCAGCAUGAGCGAGCUGUACCCUCUCCAGAUUUCUCCUGUGUCUUCCUACGCAGAAAGCGAAACCACCGACAGUGUGCCUAGCGAUGAGGAAAGCGCCGAGGGGAGACCACACUGGCGGAAGAGGAACAUUGAAGGCAAGCAGUACCUUAGCAACAUGGGGACACGGAGCACCUACCUGCUGCCCAGCAUGGCGACCUUUGUCACUUCCAACAAGCCAGACCUGCAGGUUACCAUCAAAGAGGAGAGCUGUCCGAUGCCUUACAACAGCUCCUGGCCCCCGUUUACAGACCUCCCUCUCCCUGCCCCAGUGACCCCCACACCCAGCAGCAGUCGGCCCGACCGAGAGACACGGGCCAGCGUCAUCAAGAAGACGUCUGACGUCACCCAGGCGCGUGUCAAGAGCUGCUAAGCUUUGACUCUCUGGUGGUUGUUGGGAUUUCUUAGCUUUGUGUUGUUAUUUGUUUGUAUUUUAUUUUUCUCUCUGAUACCUAUCUUAGACAAAUCUAAGGGAAAAAGCCUUGAUAAUAGGAUAUUGAUUGUUGUGUCCAACUCCAGGGCUAGAGCUUCUUUUUAACUCAGGACUCCAGCCCCUUGGUAGACGCAUAUCUCUAGAACCUGCUGGAUCUCCCAGGGCUACUCCCUCAAGUUCAUGGACCAACAGCCACACGGGCAGUGGAGGUGCUGCAUUGCCUACGGUCAAGGCCAGCAUGGUGGAGUGGAUGCCUCAGAACGGACGAGAAAAUGUGAACUAGCUGGAAUUUUUUAUUCUUGUGAAUAUGUACAUAGGGCAGUACUAGCAACGUUGCGGUCUGCUUCUGCACCUUAUCUUGAAGCACUUACAAUAGGCCUUCUUGUGAUCUUGCUCUUCUUCACAGCAUACUUGGCGUCCCCUUCUGUGCCCAUGACCUCACUACCCACCCAUCCCCAACCCAUCCAUUCCCAGCUCACUACCCACCCUCCCUCUCCAACCCAUGCAAUCCCAUUCCAAACCCAUCCCUCCCUCCCCAACAAUCCAAUCCCAGCCCACACUCAGCCCUCCCUCUCCAACCCAUUGAAUCCCAGCCCACUCCACCCCACAUUCCCCAACCCAUUUAAUCCCAGCCUACACCCACCCCACAUUCCUCAACCCAUCCAAUCCCACACCCCCCACACCCUCUUCAACCCAUCCAAUCCCACACCCCCCACACCCUCUUCAACC